This is a messenger RNA of Dermochelys coriacea (leatherback sea turtle), 4626 nucleotides long. RefSeq names its product RAB3 GTPase activating non-catalytic protein subunit 2 (gene RAB3GAP2). The transcript has 35 exons. The coding region runs from base 90 to 4250 and encodes 1386 amino acids. Lineage: Eukaryota; Metazoa; Chordata; Testudines; Dermochelyidae. Gene Ontology annotation, biological process: regulation of GTPase activity. The record is from RefSeq and is a predicted model, not a curated record.
CCUUCCCACGCAUGCGCACAGCGCCGCCCUGCUCAGGCUGGUGGGCGAGGCCCCAAACGUUUCCGGGCUAGGCGGUGGGCGCCGGCACCAUGUCCUGCUCGCUGCUCCCCUUCUGCCGCUUCCAGGACCUGGCGGCGGCUCGGGACUUCCUGUGCCCGCAUCUCCGCCCGGGUGGCGCCGCGGCCGGCAGGGAGAGCGUAGAUAAAUCACCAAACUGGGAAGAUGACGGCUGGGGAGCCUGGGAUGAAACAGAAACACAAGAACCUGAAGAAGAAGAAGAAUCCGCUUGCAAGACACAGACAAGUUACUGGCUUCAAGACUGUGUGUUAUCCUUGUCACCAGCAAAUGAUCUGAUGGUAAUAGCUCGUGAGCAGAAAGCUGUUUUUUUAGUGCCAAAAUGGAAAUACAGCGACAAGGGGAAGGAGGAAAUGCAAUAUGCUGUUGGUUGGAGUGGCUCUCUGAAUGUUGAAGAAGGUGAAUGUGUAAGUAGUGCAUUGUGCAUUCCACUGGCAAGCCAAAAGAGGAGCUCCACAGGCCGUCCUGACUGGACCUGCAUCGUGGUAGGUUUUACCUCUGGCUACGUCCGUUUCUACACUGAGACUGGAGUCCUACUUCUUGCACAGCUCUUAAAUGAAGAUCCUGUCCUGCAGCUUAAAUGCAGAACCUAUGAGGUUCCAAGGCAUCCUGGGGUCACUGAACAGAAUGAAGAACUGAGUAUCCUGUAUCCAGCAGCAGUUGUGACAAUUGAUGGUUUCAGCCUCUUUCAGUCCCUUCGUGCUUGUCGUAAUCAGGUAGCAAGAGCCGCAGCAUCAGGCAAUGAGAACAUACAACCCCCACCGUUAGCCUAUAAGAAGUGGGGUUUGCAGGAUGUGGACACCAUAGUUGACCAUGCCAGUGUGGGUAUCAUGACUCUGUCUCCUUUUGAUCAAAUGAAGACUGCCUCCAAUAUAGGUGGUUAUAAUGCAGCUAUAAAGAAUAGUCCACCUACUAUGUCUCAGCACGUUACUGUAGGCUCCAAUCCUUUCACUGGUUUCUUUUAUGCCCUGGAGGGUAGCACACAGCCACUAUUGUCUCACGUUGCAUUAGCAGUCGCUAGUAAACUGACUUCAGCGUUCUUUAAUGCUGCCAGUGGUUGGCUUGGUUGGAAGAGUAAAUAUGAAGAAGAGGCUGUCCAAAAGCAGAAACCAAAAGUUGAACCUGCUACCCCUUUAGCUGUGAGGUUUGGACUUCCAGAUUCCCGGCGCCAUGGUGAAAGCAUAUGUCUGUCUCCAUGUAACACGUUGGCAGCAGUAACUGAUGACUUUGGAAGAGUUCUUUUACUGGAUGUUACACGAGGACUUGCCAUUCGCAUGUGGAAAGGAUAUCGUGAUGCACAAAUUGGUUGGAUUCAGACUGUAGAAGACCUUCAUGAAAGAGAAGCUGAAAAAAAAAUGGAUUUUUCUCCUUUUGGAAGUACUCGAAGUCCAAGUAGAGUGGCUCAAUUUCUUGUGAUCUAUGCUCCAAGAAGAGGAAUCCUGGAAGUGUGGAGCACUCAGCAAGGACCCCGGGUUGGUGCCUUUAAUGUGGGGAAACACUGUAGGUUGCUGUAUCCUGGCUAUAAAAUAAUGGGUUUAAACAAUAUGAUUAGUCAAGGUUGGCAGUCUCAGACUUACCAGAUCUGUCUUGUUGAUCCAGUGUCUGGAAGCAUAAAAACUGUUCAUGUACCUUUCCAUUUAGCACUAAGUGAUAAAAAGAGUGAACGAGCAAAAGAUAUGCAUCUAGUGAAGAAGUUAAAUGCUUUACUCAAAGCUAAAACCUCAAAUCUGGACGUGGUUGAAGCUGAAGCAAAGGAAUUAAUUCUUGAUAUUAAAUACCCUGCUACAAAAAAACAGGCUUUGGAGAGCGUAUUGGCAAGUGAACGUGUACCACUCUCCUCUCUCUCAAACAUCACUCAGACAUUGAUGGACACCUUAAAAAAACAAGAGUUUGUGUGUGUUGAUGAAGGGUUGCUCCAGUUCUGUGCAAAUAAGUUAAAACUGCUGCAGCUUUAUGAGUCAGUCAGCAAACUGAAUUCUUUGAGCAUGCAGCCAAGCACUCCGCUCUCUGAUAAUGAUUUGGCUAAACUACUCAGGCUGGAUGAAAAAGAGUUUGCUAGGCUCCAGACGUUAUUGGAAAACUACAAGCAAGAGAACACCCAAACCACCGUUCGAUUUGCUGAUGAUAAAGAUGGUAUAUUGCCUGUGAAAAUGUUCUUGGAGUAUUUAGAAUAUGAAAAAGACAUGAUUCUAGUGAAGAAACUAGAUGAAGGAGAAUAUGUGGCUUUAGGCAGCUUUUUUUUCUGGAAAUGUUUGCGUGGAGAGAGUUCCACAGAGGAAAUGUGCCAUACACUGGAGUCUGCAGGAUUUAGCCCUCAGUUAUUAUUGUCUCUGCUUCUCAAUGUGUGGCUUUCCAAGGAAAAAGAUAUUCUAGAUGAACCACAGUCUGUCUGCUGUCUCCACACUAUGCUGUCCCUUCUGAGCAAAAUGAAAGUUGCCAUAGAUGAGUCAUGGGAUUCUCAGUCAGUUUCCCCCUGGUGGCAGCAAAUGCGCACAGCUUGUAUUCAGUCUGCAAAUAAUGGAGCUGCCUUAUUAUCUGCACACGUUGGGCAUUCCGUAACUGCACAGAUCACUGACAGUAUGGCGGAGAAAAAAUUUUCCCAAACCAUUGUAGGUGCUGACACAGAUUCCUGGGAAGCACUUUCCCUUGAUACUGAAUAUUGGAAACUUCUACUGAAACAAUUGGAAGAUUGUCUGAUACUUCAGACACUGUUGCACAGUAAAGUGAGAGAGAAGACAACCAGAGUAUCAUCUCUACAGGCUGAGCCAACCUGCAGACUCUCUGUAAAGAAGUUGCUUGAAGGAGGGAAAGGAGGCAUUGCUGACAGUGUAGCAAAAUGGAUUUUCAAACAAGACUUCAGUCCCAUGAUACUGAAGCUGGCACAACAGAAAAAAAAGACAGAAAGUAGAGAGGAACCUGUAGAAAUUGACAGGAAUGUUUCCCUUGAGAAACCAGGAGCAGAGUCGGGCAUGGAAACAAUCCUAGAGUUGCUGCAUUUAGCAUAUCAGCAGUUUCCUUGUAGUCUUGAAUUGGAUAUACUACACACGCAUUGUUGUUGGGAAUAUGUAGUGCAAUGGAAUAAAGAUCCAGAGGAAGCACGUUUUCUCAUUAGAUCUAUAGAUCACCUCAGAUGCAUUGUUAAUGCUCACAUACAGCAUGGUAUUGCUCUAAUGAUGUGGAAUACAUUUAUAGUAAAACGGCUCUCUGCUGCUACAUACCUAAUGGACAAGGUUGGAAAAGCUCCGAAGGACAGAUUAUGCAGAAGGGAUGUAGGUAUGGGUGAUACUGCAAUGACAUCUUUUCUUGGCUCAUGUUCAGAUCUUCUUCAAACCUUAAUGGAGGCUGAUGUUAGUAGUGAUGAAAUGCAAGCUCCAGUAUUGGACACAGAAGACGCUUGGCUGUCAGCUGAAGGACCAAUCUCAAUAGUAGAGCUAGCCCUGGAGCAGAAACACAUCCACUACCCACUUGUCGACCAUCAGUCGGUAUUGUGCACUAUAUUAUAUGGAAUCAUGAGGUUUUCUCUGAAGAGUGUGAAACCUCUCUCACUAUUUGACAGUAAGGGCAAAAAUGCAUUUUUCAAAGACCUGACUUCCAUUCAGCUGCUACCCAGUGGGGAUAUGGAUCCAAAUGUAUUAUCCAUACGCCAACAAUUCUUAAUGAAAGCUGUGAGUGCAGUGGUACAAGUACAGUGCUCAGCACAAAAGGCCAGAGGUCUCCCAGAAGAGGCACCACUUCUUUCUGAAAAAGACAAGGACUGGCCAGCUUUAGCUCUGGAUUUGGCACGGCACCUUCAGCUCAGUGAGGAUGUGAUUAGAAGGCAUUAUGUAUGUGAACUGUAUAAUUACGGAAUGGAUCAUCUCGGAGAAGAGGCCAUUCUUCAAGUGCAUGACAAAGAAGUGCUUGCAUCACAGCUACUUGUGCUCACAGGACAGAGACUGGCCUACGCUUUACUACACACACAGACAAAAGAAGGCAUGGAGCUGCUGGCCAGACUUCCCCCAACACUAUGUACCUGGCUUAAAGCUAUGGACCCCCACGAUCUUCAAAAUCUCGAAGUGCCCAUUGCAACAACAGCGAAACUAGUAAACAAAGUAAUAGAGCACUUACCGGAAAACCAUGGGCAAUAUAGCCUUGCCUUGAAUCUGAUAGAGGCUGUAGAAGCAAUCUCUUCAUGACAAUUUACGUACUAGUUUUAAACACAUCUGCUGUAAGAGGAGGUAGUGCAUGAUUUUACACCCUGAGGUUAACCUUUGUGAAGGGAAACACUCAUGUGGCUUUGUAAAAUAAACCAUUUAAAAAGUAAAUGCUUUUAUAAUGGAGCCCAUCUAAGUUCCAUACUAUUGUCCAUCACAUACUAGGAGCUAGUAAUCUUUGUACAUUUGUCAAUAACUCAAGUGCUCCACUAUUUAUUUCUAACUCAUGCACUUGUGCUCUAGCAUAGAUGGUUACAUUUAACUGCAGUUUUAUUCCACUUAACAAAUUAUAUUCUUACUCUAAUGUGAGAUUCUAUAUUUCAUACUCUGAAAAACCAUUAAAUGUGUUUUGCAUAUA